Molecule: messenger RNA, 1204 nt
Organism: Phycodurus eques (leafy seadragon)
Lineage: Eukaryota; Metazoa; Chordata; Actinopteri; Syngnathiformes; Syngnathidae
Product: cytochrome b5 domain-containing protein 1
Exons: 6
Coding region: 144-809 (221 amino acids)
Source: RefSeq, a predicted model, not a curated record
GUUCGGACCCCAAGAUUGCCACGUCACACGCGUUCACUAUUUACGUUCUCAGUGUCCACUUAAAGACCGCUGUGACUACUUCAAAACACUUAUGACGUCAUUAAACUACAUAACAAGUCAUUCAUCAUAUUACACCGCGGUUGAUGCCAAAUAGGCCGAGCUUCUUCACGCCCGCUCAGGUGGCGGCUCACAAUACAGCGGCCGACCUAUGGGUGUCCUUCCUGGGCAAAGUGUGUGACCUGACCCCCCUGGUGAGGCAGCAUGAGGAACGAUUUCUCCCAGGCGAUGUUUUGCUGCUUCCAAUCAUGGAGUUUGCAGGCAAGGACAUCAGCAGCUGGUUCGACCCCGAGACCAAAGACGUGUUGACGUUCGUGCACCCGCUGACCGACUGCGUGAGCUACUACACGCCGCGGGGACGCUUCGUGCACGUCCCGCCGGCCGGCCCGCGUUCCGACUGGGCCAGCGACAUCGAGCCGGCCUGGUGGAAGGACCGGCGCUACGAGGUGGGACGGCUGUCCGCCAAGACCAGGUGGAUACGCGUCAUCAACACGCUGACGUCGCAGGAGCAGCGGCUGGAGGUGUGUUCCGAGGAGACGCUGGGCGAGGUCCUGGAGCGCUACCUGCCGUACAACUCGCACGCGUGCAGCUACACGUGGAAGCACAACGGCGCCAGCCUGGACAUGAGAAAGACGCUAAGUCAGAACAACGUCCCCGACGACGACGUCAAGCUCCAGAAGCUGCGUCUCGACUGCGAUCUCUUCACGCCCGCCAUCCUCCUCCACUUUAACGACGACCUGACUGAGGGAUGAAUGCCACGUUGUGUCAAUCACGCCGUGUCGCGUAGAGAGCGAUGACCUCAUUUUAUGAAUAAAGCAUGUGUUUGUGUGUUGGCGUUUGAAGCGUGUGAUGUCUUUUACAAAAACUGCGACUGGAUCGCACACAAACACACACAUAGUGUAGUUCAAAGUUCGCUCGGCGGUCACUCACCUCCAGCCGGCCUCGACAUUCUCUGUCGCCCCGCUCCUCUUCAUCACGAAGACGCCGCAAAGAAGCUGAUUACCAUGACGACAGAAUAUCACGACGACGUCGACGAGGACAACAGCUUCUGGAAUAAAGGACCCGCUCUCCGCUCUCGUUCAGGCGUGUCCAGGCUCACACGCCGCUUGUUUCCCUUUCUGACCGCAGCAGCCAUCUUGAGUCUGGG